Messenger RNA from Octodon degus (degu), 1894 nucleotides. RefSeq names its product F-box protein 7 (gene Fbxo7). Gene Ontology annotation, biological process: positive regulation of autophagy of mitochondrion; autophagy of mitochondrion. Lineage: Eukaryota; Metazoa; Chordata; Mammalia; Rodentia; Octodontidae. The coding region runs from base 81 to 1706 and encodes 541 amino acids. The record is from RefSeq and is a predicted model, not a curated record. The transcript has 10 exons. Gene Ontology annotation, molecular function: protein kinase binding.
UCGGCUCCAGGGGAGCCUGAGGAGCGCCGCGCGGCGCCCCAGCUGCGGCCGAGCCGGCCCCGCGCUCCUCCGGGGCCGCCAUGAGGCUGCGGGUGCGGCUUCGGAAGCGGACGCGGAGGCUGGAGGUGCCCGCGGCGGAUCCGACGCUGGGGCAGCUGCGCGCGCACCUGAGCGAGGCGCUGCCGAGCUGGGGCCUCAGUUCUGAUACCCGCUAUGCAGUUACCCUGAACAACAGAGACGCCCUCACUGGAGACGAAGAGACCUUGUCGUCGUUCGGGAUUGUUUCUGGGGACUUGAUAUGUUUGGUUCUCGAGGAUUCCAUGCCGGCGCCUAACUUGACUCCAUCCACAGAUUCAGAGCAUUUCUCCGUCCUGAGUAAUGACCAGCCCUCUCUGGCCACUACCGCCACCGAGGCCAGGAUCCCAGAGGAACAAGAAAGUGCUUCGUUCCAGGGACAGGCAGCCCAGUCUGGUGUCUGGCAGGAUGACAGCAUGGCAGGGCCCAGUCCGAGCGUCAUAGCUGAGUCAGAGGAAGAUGCCGUGGACUUGGAGGAGGGCCCUGGGUCCCGUCCCUCAGAGCCCAUGCUCUGCAGCGAGGCGGUGGAAGGGCAGGUGCCACACUUGCUGGCGACCCUGUAUCAGUCUGCCGGCUGCACCAGUGCCAGUGAUGCCCUGGUGGUGCUGAUCCAUGUCCUCAUGGUCGAGUCGGGGUACAUCCCUCAGGGGACGGGAGCCAAGGCCGUGUCCAUGCCGGAGCAGUGGAGGGUGAGCGACGUGUAUAAGUUGCAGUACACACACCCGCUGUGCGAGGACAGCUCUACUGUGCUCACCUGUGUGCCGCUGGGCAGCCUGACUGUCAUCAAUGCUAUCCUGAAGAUCAGCGGUGAGAUUAGAAGCGUGAAGAGAUUGCAGCUGCCGCCAUUGUCCUUUAUUUAUACAGAGGAGCCAGGGGAAAAUGCAGCCGAGGUAUACAAGGGUCUCCAGAAGUUCUCCCGGCUCUUCAAAGACCAGCUGGUGUACCCGCUCCUGGCUUUCACCCGGCAAGCCUCUUCCAUGUGGAGUAGUAGUGAUUGCUGCCCUUCGAGCACUUGUGACGCGUCAGCGCUGAACCUCCCCGACGUGUUUGGCCUGGCUGUCCUGCCCUUGGAGCUGAAGCUGCGGAUUUUCCGGCUCCUGGACGUGCGCUCCGUCCUGUCUCUGUCUGCGGUCUGUCGUGACCUGCUUGUGGCAUCGAACGACCCGCUGCUGUGGAGGUGUUUGUAUCUGCGGGACUUUCGAGAUGGUUCUGUCAGAGUUCGAGACACAGACUGGAAAGAACUGUACAGGAAGAGGUACACGCAGAGGAAGGAGGCACGGAGGGCGCGGCGCGCGGUGCUUCUGCCCCCCUGCCCCCACUCCAGCCCGUUCUGCCCCAGCGCCUUCCCCCCCAAUGCCUUCCCCCCCAUCCCGCUCCUCCCUCCAGGCAUCAUCGGUGGCGACUAUGACCAGCGGCCCACGCUGCCCUACGUUGGGGACCCGAUCCGCUCCCUCAUCCCAGGGCCCGGGCAGACUCCUGGCCAGUUCCCUCCACUCAGACCGCGUUUUGACCCGAUUGGCCCCUUCCCAGGACCCAACCCUAUGCUGCCAGGGCGAGGGGCCCUGGGUGGCAGGUUCCCCUUGAGACCCGGCCGGGGCCGGUCCUCUGACAGCCGGAUGUCGUUCAUGUGACGGGUGCAGCCUUGCAGGGCUCCUGGUUGUGGCAAGGAGAGCUGUGCCCUCAGAGCCCGGGGAGCUGCAGGUCCCAGGAGGGGGUGCCCAGGGCCUCCCUCUGGGGUGCUGGCUGCUGCUUCCCUGCCUGGUCCCCUCUAGGUGGAGCCUGUUAUAGCGUCCUGCACAACAUUAAACAGCAAGUGUCA